Molecule: messenger RNA, 1041 nt
Organism: Jaminaea rosea
Lineage: Eukaryota; Fungi; Basidiomycota; Exobasidiomycetes; Microstromatales
Product: adenosine/AMP deaminase family protein
Exons: 2
Coding region: 1-1041 (346 amino acids)
Biological process (GO): adenosine catabolic process; inosine biosynthetic process
Molecular function (GO): adenosine deaminase activity
Source: RefSeq, a predicted model, not a curated record
AUGGUGACGCCCACGGCUGCUCAAGUCUCUUUGGCCCGCCGCUUGCCCAAGAUCGAGCUUCACGCCCAUUUGAAUGGCUCCAUUCGGCGGUCAACACUCAAAGAACUGGCGCUUGCCGCUGGUUUGAACGCACGGGAGAGCCAGAUCAUCAGGGGAGACGCGCGCACGGUCAGCGAGAUGUUCGCCGUCUUUGAUGUCAUCCACCACGCCGUCAGAGGGGGCAAGACCAUUCGACGAAUCGCUCGCGAGGUACUCGAGGACGCAGAGGCUGAUGGCGUCGUGUACCUCGAGCUCAGGACGACCCCGCGAGCGCACACGGAGUGCGGGCUCGACCAGGUGGGCUAUGUCGAGAGCGUGCUGCAGGGCUUCAAGGACUACGAGGAGACAGCGCAGCGCGACCGCCGCUGCUUCGCCCGCCUUAUCCUCUCCAUCGACCGGAGAGACCCUGCGGAGGUGGCCGAGGCAACUGUCGAUCUGGCGCUGCGGUAUCGCGAUCGAGGCGUCGUUGGCAUUGACUUGAGUGGUGACCCUACCAAGGGGAGAUGGGAGACGUGGUUAGGGCCGCUGACGAGGGCGAGAGAGAGUGGGCUCAAGAUCACUCUACAUGCAGGCGAGGUGCCCGACGUGGACGAAGAGACUCGCAGAAUGAUCGCAUUCAAGCCGGACCGCUUUGGCCACCUCUGCUUCCUCUCGAGCGAGAAUCAGUCGUCGCUGUGGGCGAGCGGCAUCCCAAUCGAGCUCUGCUUGACGUCUAACGUCCUCACCUGCUCCUCGACGAUCCCCACGUACGCAGCUCAUCACUUCGCCCUCCACCACGGCCGCGGACACCCGGUUGCGCUAUGCACCGACGACUGCGCCGUAUUCGGUAGCAGCCUGAGCAACGAAUGUGCCAUUGCCAUCGCCGCUUUCAGUCUCUCCGCAGACGAUCUGCGUGCGAUUACGCGACGUUCCCUGCACAUGUCCUUCCUCGACCCAUCGAGCCACGACUUCGCUCAAAUUCUCACACGCCUCGAGGCAGGGGAAGAAAUGGAUUUACAAUGA